Molecule: messenger RNA, 1827 nt
Organism: Colletotrichum karsti
Lineage: Eukaryota; Fungi; Ascomycota; Sordariomycetes; Glomerellales; Glomerellaceae
Exons: 3
Coding region: 1-1827 (608 amino acids)
Source: RefSeq, a predicted model, not a curated record
AUGCGUUCAUUCUUUUAUCUCGUGUCCGCGGCCUCGUUUGCUCGUGCGGCGGUCGAGGUGCAGUCGGCGGAUGAGAUCCAACAACUGAUACGGCAGAACACCGAUAACUCGACGGCCUUGGCGGAGAUCGGGGCCGCCCCGUGGGUGAAUUCCCCGACGGUGCGCGGAACGCUCGACCUGCUCCUGACGUGCGUGGUCACGCUCGUGGCAUGCGUCUACUCCGUCCUCCACCUCAACAUCCCCGCGGACGACGGCAAAUACGCCAACUUCUUCGACAGGCUGAGGUGGGUCGUCGUCGCGCUGCUGUUCCCGGACACCGUCCUCGUCAUAGCCGUGGGGCAGUUUUUGGAGGCGAGGGCUCUGCGGGCUAGAUUGCGACGGCUCAAGAACGAAAAGGACCCGGAUAUGCCUGACUAUGACUUGGAGUUCUGCUUCUUCGUGGUCAUGGGGGGUUUCCAGGUCCCCAUCGACGACGUCCGACCUGGACCGACGGCACUCCUGGGCAGACGGCUUCCGGGGUCGCUGCCGCUCUCGGCCAAAGGGUUUCUCAAAAUGAUGGAGCACCGCCCGCUCGAGUCCUUCGGCCUGGUGAACAACCCGAAAGCCCUCGCGGUGAGGAACAAGGGCAGCGUUUUCCAGAAGGUGCUCGUCGUCACACAGGUCCUCUGGAUGGCCACGCAGUGUCUCGUCCGCAAGCUGCAGGGGCUUCCGAUCUCCCUCCUGGAGGUCCACGUCAUGGUCCACGUCCUGUGCGCCGUCGUCAUCUACGUGUUCUGGUUCAAGAAACCCAUGGAUGUCGGGGACGCCGAGGUCCUCGAGCCGACGUCGGAUGAAGUCAAAGGUCUCGUUGCUCUGGCUGUCCAGGCACAACUCUGCCCUGGCAUCAAGCCGGAAUUCCUACGCCUGCAGAAAGACGAGCCGCAGACGGAAACACGGUCUUCGCCGGACCUCGGCACAGUCGCCACGCCGCAACCUCAAAACGCGGAGACCCCCCUCCCCAAACCUACAACCGAUAUCGAAAAGGCGCCUCCGUCGGUGAUCACGCUCGGCCGCGGCGACGCCCUGGAAUGCGGCCUCGUCUACGCCGACUCCGACUCCGACGAGCUCCCCGAGAGCAUCGAGCUCUCAAGCUCAGACGUCCUGAGAGUAGAGCGAGCGAUGCGCUACCUCCAACGGCAACACCCCUCCGCAGACGCCAGCGGAACCCAGACGCCCCUAUUCCCCUCCCCGGAAUCGGAGUACGCGCACUGCCUGGCGCGGAGGGGCGACAACGCGCCCAACGUGCUCCUCAACGACGGCAGGGCCCUCCGGCUCCUCUCCGUCACCUCCAGCUACGUCGCGGUCGAGGACCCCGCCUCCCGUGUAUCCGACGCCACCGAGACGGUCCAGGUCCUCGCCGCCGCCCUCCUGACGCUCCUGUACGGCGGCGUCCACCUGUCGGCGCGCCGCUCCCGGUUCCCGACCGCGCGCGAGCGCGACCUCUGGGCGCUCGUCUCCGCCUACACGUGCGUCCUCUCCGUCGCCGGCUCCGCGCUGUACUGCCUCGUCAUGUACCUGGCCGGGGUCGGGCUGUUCGGGGUGUACGGCGGCGCCGAGUGGGACCGCGGGUUCGGCCGCGCCGUCGCGCGGCCAAGGUGGCUGUCCCGGUGUCUGUUUCACUUCUUUCGGGCGCUUUCCGUGGUGAUUGUGGCCCUCAUCCUGCUGCUCUUGGUCGCGAAUGCCGCGUCUCGGGUUUUCCUGACCGCGGAGUCGUUUUUGAGCGUGCGGAGUCUGCCUAUUGGGACCUUCACGAUGCCUUCUUGGCUUCAAAUGGUGCCGCACUUGUGA